CACCAACUUUGGGUUGCUGAGUGGAUUGCCAUCCGUGUAUAUAAAACUUGACAUCUCAAUAAAUAAGAUUCUCAGAAAACAUCUAUGUCAGAGACAGUGGGCAGUAAAUAGAUGAAGCCAAAGAUGAGUGAGACCAGACGCUUCUUCAAGAGCUUACAGGCCCUGUGAGAGGAAGCAGGCUCCUACCAUGAACAUGGCCAGGAAUGUGGCAGACCUUCUGGCUUUGAGCCAGCAGGAAGAACUAGUGGAUUUGCCAGACAACUACCCAUUGAGUACAAGUGAAGACGAGGGGGACAGUGAUGGAGAAUGGAAAUGUCAAAAGCUCCUGGAAGCAGUCAAUUCCUUUGGUAGAAAGAAUAAAUGGAAGUUGGCAGAGAGAUCUGAGGCUAGUCUGAUGGUGUCAGAGUUCAAUGUUACUUCUGAAGGAUCAGGUGAAAAGCUGGCCCUUUCCGAUUUGCUUGGGUCUGCUACAGCAUUAUCUUCGUUGGGUGCUGUGAAAAAACAACUGCAUAGAGUCAAGUCAAAGACUCUGACCACACCCCUUAGCAAAGAAGAGGCUGACCGGACCGUCAGGGAAGCAGCAUUUAGCAAAACCUCACAAAUGCUCUCCAGGUGGGAUCCCAUCGUUCUGAAGAACCGGCAAGCAGAGCAGUUGGUUUUUCCCAUGGAGAAGGAGCCGCCAGCUGUUGCUCCCAUUGAACAUGUCUUCACUGGCUGGAAAGCAAGAACCCCCCUGGAACAAGAAAUUUUUAACCUUCUUCAUAAGAACAAGCAGCCAGUAACAGACCCUUUAUUGACUCCUGUGGAAAAAGCCUCCAUCAAAGCCAUGAGCCUGGAAGAAGCCAAGAUACGCCGAGCAGAGCUUCAGAGGACACGAGCUCUGCAGUCCUAUUAUGAGGCUAGAGCUCGAAGAGAGAAGAGAAUCAAGAGUAAAAAAUACCACAGAGUUCUAAGGAAAGGAAAGGCCAAGAAAGCCGUAAAAGAGUUUGAGCAGCUAUGGAAGGACUGCCCAAGUGCUGCAUUGCAAGAACUGGAAAAAAUGGAAAAAGUCAGAAUGACAGAACGGAUGAGCCUUAAGCACCAGGGCAGUGGGAAAUGGGCAAAGUCAAAGGCAAUUAUGGCCAAAUAUGACCUGGAGGCUCGAAAAGCUAUGCAAGAACAGUUGGCUAAGAACAGAGAACUGACACAGAAACUCCAGGUAGUUUCAGAGAGUGAGGAAGAGGAUGGAUGCACAGAAGAGGGAAUAGUCCCCGUCUCUGAUGGAAUGGAUGACCUACAAAUGAAUGCAGAUGGUAUAAAUCCCUGGAUGCUUAGCAGUUGCAACAGCAAUGCAGAAAGAGGUGAGAUCAAAACAGACCCUGAACAGAUGCCUGAAUUUGUGGCCCAUGUGUCUUCUGAGAAUGAGGGAGUUGAAAGACCAGUGACAGAAGAACCUGUGUUGAAAAAAAGAUCCUUUCAAGAAAGAGUUGAUUCCAGCAAUGCCAAGCCAAUGGUUGGCCAAGAAACAGAAGACUCUAAUAGCCAGGAGGUAUUAUCUGAAUCGAGAAUAUUGCUUCAGAAACUCAACAAGGAAAAUCAUCAAUCUGAGAAUCAAAAAGUGAGUUCACUGGAUACUGUUCUUCAUAUCCAGGAAGAGGACCUUGCCUCAGAGAAGUUCUUGGUGCUUCAAAGGCUAGAGAGAGCACAUGCUCUGGAACAACAAGGAGAGUUGGGCAAAGGGGGUCAUCCAAAAAGGGGGAUUUCUAGACCUGUUUUGAAAGGGGUGUGGAGGGAGGUGAACCCACCUACCAAACAUGAUACCCCUGGAGGGAAGAAAAAGAAGGAACAAAUGAUUGAUCUACAGAACCUCCUGACUACUCCAUCUCCUUCUGUGAAGUCUUUGGCAGUGCCCACAGUACAGGAGUUGGAAGAUGAAGUGGAGACAGACCACAAGCAGCUAAUAAAGGAAGCUUUUGCUGGGGAUGAUGUCAUAAGAGAGUUCUUAAAAGAGAAGAGGAAAGCUAUAGAGGCAAAUAAGCCAAAGGACUUGGACCUGUCAUUGCCUGGAUGGGGUGAGUGGGUUGGUAUGGGCCUGAAGCCCAGCGCCAAGAAAAGACGCCGUUUUCUUAUUAAAGCUCCUGAAAGUUCUCCAAGAAAAGACAAGAAUUUGCCAAAUGUGAUUAUCAGUGAGAAGCGCAACAUCCAUGCAGCUGCUCAUCAGGUGCGGGUGGUUCCACACCCAUUCACCCACCACCAGCAAUUUGAAAGGACUAUCCAGAACCCUAUUGGGUACACAUGGAACACCCAGAGAGCUUUCCAAAAGCUGACAGUUCCCAAGGUUGGCACCAAACUAGGCCAUAUCAUUGAACCCAUAAAAGCAGAAAAUGUAGGGUACCAAUCUUCCUCAAGGUCUGACCUUUCUGUCCUACAGAGCAAUCGGAAGUGCCUCUCCAGAAAGCAGCAAAAACAGCUGAAGAAAAGCUCUGCAGAUUGAGCUGCCAUUGGAGUAGCAUCUUUGUUCCUGGGACUAGGAACCUCUAGUGUUUCUCUUGGUUGCAUUAUUGUGCAUCAGGGACAUUUCCUAAAUGGACAGAACACUGUAUACUUAAGUCACAUUGUAGAAAUAAGGCAUUUUUAGCUAGUAAAGAGCUUACAUUUUGUUUUGCGAUAUAUGAUAAAUUUAGAAAUGAUUGAUUUAUGGGGAAAUGUAGAGUUCCUAUAUAGGUCCUGGCUUAGGGAGGGAUGAGUGGACAGAGGAAGCAUGGGUAGCAAAAAAUGCCAACUAGUUUAGAUAUUAAGUUAAUAGAUCCUGAUAUAGUGGCUCAUAUAUGUAAUCCAGCAUUCUGAGAGGCUGAGGAUCAUUUAGUUGGGCCACAGAAUGAGAACUUGGCUCAAAAAACCAAAACAAGUCAAAAGGAUUCUAGGAAGAAAGGCAGAAAGAACAAAUUUAGAGACUAGGAGAAGACAAGUUAAAGGUGCAUAGAAUUUAAGAAUAAAGUGUUGCACGGGAUACUAAGGUUAUAGUCUGCUAUGCUCGGAUAGCUUUCUUAGUGCAAAAUGGAGGACGCCCUUUUCUCAGUGUGUUUCUUCUUCUCCACCUGAUAUGGGGAACCUGACCCCAAUCUUCUACCUGAGAAAUGUCAUGUAAUCCUUGGAGGAAAUUACAGGUUCAAUUUCCUGGAAUGUCUUUCCAUGCAAAUGAAGUGUCCUCUGAACCUUAAACCUCAGCUAAUGAAACUUCACCUUAAGAAGAACCCCUUCCACCGGGCAGUGGUGGCGCACUCCUUUAAUCCCAGCACUU
Messenger RNA from Arvicanthis niloticus (Nile rat), 3280 nucleotides. RefSeq names its product U3 small nucleolar RNA-associated protein 14 homolog B. Lineage: Eukaryota; Metazoa; Chordata; Mammalia; Rodentia; Muridae. The record is from RefSeq and is a predicted model, not a curated record. Gene Ontology annotation, cellular component: small-subunit processome; nucleolus. Gene Ontology annotation, biological process: rRNA processing.